This is a messenger RNA of Zonotrichia leucophrys gambelii, 3410 nucleotides long. It is a transcript of the gene STIM1, whose product is annotated as stromal interaction molecule 1. Lineage: Eukaryota; Metazoa; Chordata; Aves; Passeriformes; Passerellidae. Gene Ontology annotation, molecular function: calcium channel regulator activity; calcium ion binding; protein binding. The coding region runs from base 171 to 2663 and encodes 830 amino acids. Gene Ontology annotation, cellular component: plasma membrane; endoplasmic reticulum. The record is from RefSeq and is a predicted model, not a curated record. The transcript is spliced from 13 exons. Gene Ontology annotation, biological process: intracellular calcium ion homeostasis; store-operated calcium entry; activation of store-operated calcium channel activity.
AGGCUGUCCUGGGAGAGACCACUGCGGGCGAGGGGGGCAGAGGGUUCCGGUAGCCGGUGCGCGGCCGCAGCUGACGGCGGUGCCGGGAUAGCCGGGAUAACCGGGACACCCCGCGGGCCCCCAGCCGGUGCCGAUGCCGAGGAGCAGCUGACGGCGGCGGGGACGCGGAAAUGGAGCCGCGGCCGGGCCGGGCCGUGCGGGCGCUGUGCGGCCUCUUCCUCCUUCUCCUCCUCCUCGUCCUGCAGCAUCCCGGGCGCGCCGAGCGGGCCCCCGGCUCCCACCUGGACGACUCGGCCAUCGCAGAGUUCUGCCGCAUUGACAAGGCCCUAUGCCACGAUGAGGACGAGCAGCUGAGCUUCGAGGCCGUGCGCAACAUCCACAAGCAGAUGGACGAUGACGCCAACGGCAACGUGGACGUGGAGGAGAGCGACGAGUUCUUGAGGGAAGACUUGAAUUACCAUGACCCAGCAGUCAAGCACAGCACUUUCCAUGGAGAGGACAAGCUCAUCAGUGUGGAGGACCUCUGGAAGGCCUGGAAAACAUCAGAAGUGUACAACUGGACGGUGGACGAGGUGGUGCAGUGGCUCAUCUCCUACGUGGAGCUGCCCCAGUACGAGGAGACCUUCCGCAAGCUGCAGCUCAGCGGCCACGCCAUGCCCAGGCUGGCAGUGAACAACGCCACCAUGAUGGGCACGGUGCUGAAGAUGACCGACCGCAGCCACCGGCAGAAGCUGCAGCUCAAGGCUCUGGACACGGUGCUCUUUGGGCCUCCUCUGUUGACUCGUCACAACCACCUCAAGGACUUCAUGCUGGUGGUGUCCAUCGUCAUCGGCGUGGGCGGCUGCUGGUUCGCCUACAUCCAGAACCGCUACUCCAAGGAGCACAUGAAGAAGAUGAUGAAGGACCUGGAGGGUCUCCACAGGGCUGAGCAGUCUCUCCAUGACCUGCAGGAGAGGCUGCAGAAGGCGCAGGAGGAGCACCGUUCUGUGGAGGUGGAGAAGGUGCACCUGGAGAAGAAGCUGCAGGACGAGAUCAGCAUUGCCAAGCAGGAGGCACACCGGCUGCGGGAGCUGCGCGAGGGCACCGAGAACGAGCUCAGCCGCCAGAAAUACGCUGAGCAGGAGCUGGAGCAGGUGCGGAUGGCGCUGAAGAACGCGGAGAAGGAGCUGGAGUCCCACUGCAGCUGGGCUGCCCCCGAGGCCCUGCAGAAGUGGCUGCAGCUGACCCACGAGGUGGAGGUGCAGUACUACAACAUCAAGAAGCAGAACGCAGAGAAGCAGCUGCUGGUGGCCAAGGAAGGGGCUGAAAAGAUCAAAAAGAAGCGAAACACCCUUUUUGGGACGUUCCACGUCGCUCACAGUUCCUCUCUGGAUGAUGUGGAUCAUAAAAUCCUAACUGCAAAACAAGCGCUGAGCGAGGUGACGGCGGCGCUGCGGGAGCGGCUGCACCGCUGGCAGCAGAUCGAGCUGCUCUGCGGCUUCCAGAUCGUCAACAACCCCGGCAUCCCCUCGCUGGCCUCGGCCCUCAACAUCGACCCGGGCUGGAUGGGCACGCCCCGGCCCAACCCCUCCCACUUCAUCAUCACCGACGACGUGGAUGACCUGGACGAGGAGCUGGUGUCGCCCAUGUCCAUGCAAUAUGCAGCCUGGCUUUUCGGGCGCAGGUUCAGCGACCGCUCCUCGCUGUCCUCGGAGGAUCAGUCCCUCUGGAAAUACCCUGCUCCGGCCUUGCCCAGCACAGUCCGGCAGCGCCUGGUGGAGCCGCAGCACGGCCACGGAUCGCAGAGGUUGGUAGAGAGUCUCGUGCCGGGGCAGCCCGAGGCGGGCCCCGUGGCCCCGCUGCGCGCGGGCCGAGUGUCCCUGCGCCGAAUGCACAGCCUCACCUCCGGACAGUCCUUCGGCUCCGACCCGCCCGGCUCCAGCCCAUCGCCUGCCUCCACCUCCUCCACCUCCUGCUCCUCAUCCGCCACCACCGCACCUGCUCCUGCUUGCCAUGUCCACCCUAUCUAUUACCAUCACACCACCUCUUAUUUCCUCCAGAUGGAUUCCAUCCCCGACCUGCCCCCUCCUGAUGUCACCUCUGGAGUUCGCUGUCGCACUGGGAGCUUUGGAGAUUUAACUCGCUGCGACUCCGACUCCUCCAUCCCGCACCUGAGCGACCACCAGCGUAUCCCCAGCUCGGCGCCCAAGCUGCUGGCUGCCCGGCCCACGCUGCUGACCAGGUCCAUGGAGGAGGCUGUCCCCGCGCCCCCGGGCCCCGGCGCGCCCACGCCCAACGGCGGCAGCCGGCACGGGGAGCCCUCCGCCCUGGCGGCCUUGCAGGAGCGGCUGCCCGAGAGCCCCAUGGCGAUGAAGAAGAUGAUGACGGUGAACCACGGCAUGGAGAAGUCCUCCAGCCUGGGGGAGAUCAGCCACCACCCGACGGGCGGCAAGCCCAGCCACUCGGAUUCGUCCCGGUCGCACAGCCCCAGCUCCACCGACCCCGACACCCCCUCCCCCAUCUCUGACUGCCGGCCCAGCGGCGCCAGGAACACCCGCAUCCCGCAGCUGGCCGCCAAGAAGAGCCCGGGGGACGAGGACAGCAGCCUGACGGGCGACGAGGUUGACCUCGGCCAGAGCAAGAAAAAGUUCCCCCUAAAGAUCUUCAAGAAGCCCAAGAAGUAGGGGGGGAGCCCCCCGGACGCGUCCCGCCGGGCCCGGGGCCGGCCGUGCACCGGGAACGCAGCGCGGCCCCGGCUCCCUCCGCUCCGCGAGUCACCCCGGCGCCGGCACGGGAGGAGCUAUUUAAACUUAUUUAUUUCCUCAUCUCCGAGACGAGAAGCGCGACGCCGCCGGCUCCCCGCGAGAAGAGCCGCCCCUGCCCUCCCUCCGACCGCUGCGGUCCCGGCUUUGCUGUGCAUGGCUUCCAGUUACUCCUGCUCUGCUCAGCCACGCGGCCUUUGGGUUUGGUUUCAAUGUGGUUUUAUUUUUUUUUUUUUUAAUUUUAUUUUUUAUUAUUGUUAUUGUUUUCCUGCCUCCUCCGACUUUUGCACAGGCUGAGGGCGGGCCGGGGCCGCUCGGCGCUGCCCCCGGGGUGGCUCCGCUCGCAGCGGUUCUCUCUCCCUCAUUGCUCCGAGUCACUUUCCCAGCCUGGCUGCGCCCCUGGCAAGGGGCUCCCGUCCCGAGCAGCUCUCGCUGCGCAGGAGCAGGGGAGGACUCUGCCCUUGCCGCCGGUACUUGUGUGCUCCCGGUGCCGCCGGGGGCCGCGGGGACGGGGCUGUCCCCGCACUGCCCUGCCCGGUGCCCGGGGAGGUCGGGACACGGGGCAGGGACACGCCUGGCCCGGCUGUGCUUCCCCGGUGCCCUGCACUGCUCCAAACCCAGCGUGCCCGGGACCCGGCUGGGGACCCUGGUGACAGGGACAGGGAGGGA